ACACAAGUCAUCAAAAAUAAAGAAACAACUCAUUAUCAACUUACUUCUAUAGUUAACUUGUUACUAACCUUAUUAGUUGAAAACAUGAUGAUGAAACAAGUUGUCUACUUCUCAUUCCUCUUUCUCAGUUUCUUUUGCCACUGCAAAGGAGCCACAUUAGCUCACUCUCCAGCCCAAGCUCCAUCAAAAAAUGUAGCCAUAGCCCCAACUAAGGCUAAGGCCUUAACCCCAACCAAAGCACCAACAUCAUUGCCAGUGCCAGCAGUGGAGCCACCAUCUCAAGUACCACUCGUCCAAGCACCACCUCACAAAGCCCUUCACACACCAACAGACGUCACCAAAAUCCUCGAAAAAGCCGGUAUCUUCAGUGUCUUCAUCCGCCUCCUUAAGAGUACUUCUGUAAGCAUUCAAAUAGAGAAUCAGUUGAAUGUAUCCAACACAUUGACCAUUUUUGCCCCAACAAAUGGGGCCUUUGGUGCUCUGAAACCUGGCACUCUCAACACACUCUCUAACGAAGACAAAGUCCAACUUGUCCAAUACCACAUUCUUCCCACUUUAGUUUCACUCCAAAACUUUGAGACUCUCAGUAACCCUGUACGGACACAAGCUAGCAAUACCAAUGACUUCCCUCUAAAUGUUACUGUGGAAGGAAGCUCUGUUAACAUAUCUACUGGAAUUGUUAACACUACCAUUUCUAGUACUGUUUAUGAAGAUAAUCAGCUUGCUAUUUACAAGGUCGAUAAGGUGUUGUUGCCUCUGGGAAUUUUCGGUCCGAAACCGAAGACAAAGCAGCACUUGGCACCUUCUCCCACACCAUUGAAACCUUCUAAAGAUACUAAUUCGUCUUCGUCUUCGUCUUCUUUAUCCUCUUCCUCCUCUUCUGAAGAAUCCAUCAGUCCAGAUGUGGCAGAAGGGAACAAGUCGAAGGCUGUUGUUCUUAUCAAUAAUGGUGUUGUACAUAUUGGAGUUGUUAUGGUUGUUGUAAUCACUAUGUGGGGUUAUUUUUAAUUUUAUCUACAUUUGUUGAUGGAACUAUUUCUAUUUUCAUGUUUGAGUUGUACUUUCAAAUCUUGAUUUAUUUUGUUUGUUAAGAAAUGAUAGAAUGAGAACAUGUUUGAGCUUUGAAAACAUUUUAGUUUUGUAUUAAUGAAAUUCAUGAUUUGUUAUUUUGUGUUUUCUUAUAUACAAAAGAAAAAGUAAUAAAAUUUGGAUUUUGGAACUAAAUUUAUUAAAAAGAGAACGAUUAGUGAUCUCAAUGAAAGCUAAAGUAAUUUUCUUUUCUUUCUUUGUCUUUUUUGGGCUUAAUUAGGUCCACAUUAAUUGGAACAUAUCCAAUUAGUGGAAUGAGUUAAUUAAUGAGAUUCAUAUGUUCUCAUUCAUAUGUAAGUGACAACAUAACAUUUCUCACAAGAAUAUGUAGAUUCUGGCCGUUC
Molecule: messenger RNA, 1433 nt
Organism: Cannabis sativa
Lineage: Eukaryota; Viridiplantae; Streptophyta; Magnoliopsida; Rosales; Cannabaceae
Product: fasciclin-like arabinogalactan protein 12
Exons: 1
Coding region: 85-1008 (307 amino acids)
Source: RefSeq, a predicted model, not a curated record